AUGAACAAGGCUCAAAAGUCCUGGGUGAGGGAGUCAAAAAGAAAUGAAUGUGUUGAAGAGAAAAAUCCACCGUAUGGAAGUUAUGGUUAUGGUUCUUAUAAGGGUGGCAACGGAAGCCUCUCUGUAAUGAUGAUUGGUAACAGUUAUGUUUUGAACUUCCGAGAAGCAAUUAGGGAGCAUUUUAAUUAUAAUUACUCCUCUUUUCGGUUUAGCUCUGUUUCAGGAGGAGUAGGUUUCUAUGCAGACUCUCCUCAAUCCAGAGCAGCUUUAGAGUUCUCUAGACAACAAGUAGAGAAAUACAAACCUGAUGUGCUUUUCAUAGUUGCCAGAUACCUUGAAUCGGUUAGAGCACCCAUUCAAGAGGAUGAUGAGCUAUUGCACCAGAUGAAUGAGAAUAUAAGAUUUUAUGAGCAAUUUGUGAAGAAAAUUUAUAUCCUGGGAUCGCACCCAUUAUAUAAACUGAGUUUUAUGAAUAUAUUCUUACAAACUAUCAUGAAUCGCCCGGAGGACUUGGAAUCUUUGCACUUGGACCGGCGAGAAGCUGAUCAUCUCAUGCGAAACGUAAAAAAACGGUUUAGUAUGGUGAAAUGUACCAAGUGUCAGUUUUUCAACUUGAGUCAUGUGUUUUUGGAAAACGACAAAUAUCUAACUUUUGAUCGAGAUGAGAUGCUCUCGUAUGUGGACAAUACCAUUCAUCUGACUAGUGCGGGAUUGAAAUUGUGUGAGCCGGUUUUGAAGAGAGUUGUCAAGGAAGUUAUGGAUGGCUUAUAA
Caenorhabditis remanei is the source of this 771-nucleotide messenger RNA. RefSeq lists its product as uncharacterized. Gene Ontology annotation, cellular component: membrane. Gene Ontology annotation, biological process: polysaccharide biosynthetic process. NCBI's taxonomy places the organism in Eukaryota, Metazoa, Nematoda, Chromadorea, Rhabditida, Rhabditidae. The transcript is spliced from 5 exons. The record is from RefSeq and is a predicted model, not a curated record. The coding region runs from base 1 to 771 and encodes 256 amino acids.